GCGGAGCGGCGGGCGCCGGACCACCAGGCGGAGAGACAGGUCUCAGGCCCCCAGGCGGAGCGGCGGCGGGCGCCGGACCCCCAGGCGGAGCGGCGGGCGCCGGACCCCCAGGCGGAGCGACAGGUCUCGGGCCCCCAGGCGGAGCGGCGGGCACCGAGUCACCAGGCACGACAACUGCGGGCACCGAGUCGUCUGGCAAGACUGCGGGCACCGAGUCAACUGGCGGAACAGCGGGCAUCGAGUCAACUGGCGGAACAGCGGGCUUCGAGUCGUCUGGCAAGACUGCGGGCACCGAGUCGUCUGGCAAGACUGCGGGCACCGAGUCGU
This is a messenger RNA of Staurois parvus, 327 nucleotides long. Lineage: Eukaryota; Metazoa; Chordata; Amphibia; Anura; Ranidae. The record is from the annotation of a GenBank genome assembly.